Carcharodon carcharias (great white shark) is the source of this 1191-nucleotide messenger RNA. RefSeq names its product zinc-binding protein A33-like. The transcript is spliced from 5 exons. The coding region runs from base 1 to 1191 and encodes 396 amino acids. The record is from RefSeq and is a predicted model, not a curated record. Lineage: Eukaryota; Metazoa; Chordata; Chondrichthyes; Lamniformes; Lamnidae. Gene Ontology annotation, molecular function: zinc ion binding; protein binding.
AUGGACUCUGGGCAGCAGCCCCGGAGCUGGACCCAGGAGGUAAAUUGCUCCAUUUGCCUUGAUUUCUUCGCCGAUCCGGUUUCACUGGAGUGUGGACACAACUUGUGCCGCUCCUGUAUCACACGGUGUUGCGCACAGGCGGAGAGGGAUUCCUGUCCGGAAUGUAGAGAGGAGUUUCCGGACAGAAAACUCACGGUCAACAGGAAUUUAGCGAGAUUGGCGGAGAAGGCUCGAAAAUUAAAGGUGAAUCCGGGAGGGAAUGGAAAUAAACUUCACUGUGAGGAACAUGAGGAAGAAUUGAAACUGUUCUGUGAAACUGACAAGAAACUGAUCUGUUUGAUUUGUAGAGAUUCGCGGGAACACAAAUCUCACAAUUUCAUGCCGAUUAAAGAAGCUGUUGAAAUCUACAAGGAUCAGCUGAAAUCAUCUUUACAAUCUCUCACAGAGAAGAAAUCGAUGUUUCUGGAAACGGAACUGAAACAGACAUGGAAGAUUUCCGAAAAGAUAAUGUGUCAAAAGAGGAGGACUAGUGAGAACUAUGACAAACAGCCAUUAGCAGAGGGCAAGCUGUCAAUCGGAAAGUUCAACAGCCCAUUACAGUACAUGGCAUGGAGAGAAAUGAUUGACGCAAUUAGCCCUGCUCCAGCCUCUUUAACUCUUGAUCCGGAAACAGCCAAUCCCUGGCUCAUGGUGUCUGAGGACCGGACCAGCGUGAGACUCAGGGACAAACCGCAGGAGCUCCCUGACACCCCGGAGAGGUUUGACUGUUGUGUCUCCGCCUUGGGAUCGGAGGGAUUCACAUCAGAGAGACACUAUUGGGAGGUGGAGGUGCAGAACAAGACAUGCUGGAGUCUGGAACUUGCCCGACAGUCUGCCAACAGGAAGGGGCAAAUCGACCCAAGGCCUCAGGCAGGCUACUGGACUGUUUGCCUGCUGCCUGGAAGAGGCUAUGUUGCCGGCAGCUCCCACUCCGACACCCCGCUCGCCCCGGGUAUAGGUCCCCAGAAGAUCGGGGUGUUCCUGGACUAUGAGGCCAGGCAGGUGUCAUUUUACAAUGCGGACAGCAUGUCCCAUCCCCACACUUACAACCACACUUUCACUGAGACACUCUUAGCAUUUUUCUUUCCGGGACCAAAUGAUGGUGGGAAAAACAGAACACCUCUGAGCAUCUGCGGAUUCAAAGGCCACUAA